AUGUACCAUUUCGGCUGGACUCUCCAGUUCGGUUGGGCCCGACCGAACAUGGGGAGUUCAGCUGGAAGUGGUACAGAGUAGGGCUGGGCUUUCUCCACCAGUACCUUCCCGCUUUCAGCGGGAAGCUACUGGUGGAGAAGGUGAAGAAGAAGGAAGAUGGAGAGGAGAUGGUGAAGAAGAAGAAAAAGAAGAGGAAAAAGAAGAAAAAGAGAAAGAAGAAAAAGAGAAAGAAGAGGAAGAAGAUAAAGUAUACUACUGUAUCUCUUUUCUUCUUAUUACGUCUUUUGUUCUACUUCAAACCUCCUGAUCAUUUUGGGCUAGGGCUCUGGGCUAGGGCUCUGGGCUAG
Messenger RNA from Bursaphelenchus okinawaensis, 347 nucleotides. The record is from the annotation of a GenBank genome assembly. NCBI's taxonomy places the organism in Eukaryota, Metazoa, Nematoda, Chromadorea, Rhabditida, Aphelenchoididae.